Molecule: messenger RNA, 2464 nt
Organism: Betta splendens (Siamese fighting fish)
Lineage: Eukaryota; Metazoa; Chordata; Actinopteri; Anabantiformes; Osphronemidae
Gene: sec61a1a
Product: SEC61 translocon subunit alpha 1
Exons: 12
Coding region: 140-1570 (476 amino acids)
Biological process (GO): post-translational protein targeting to membrane, translocation; SRP-dependent cotranslational protein targeting to membrane, translocation
Cellular component (GO): Sec61 translocon complex; membrane
Molecular function (GO): ribosome binding; signal sequence receptor activity; transmembrane protein transporter activity
Source: RefSeq, a predicted model, not a curated record
UGUGUCUGACGUGUGUGUCUCUUUAAAUCCCUGACGUGACGUGUCUCUAAGUUGUGAGUCUGCUGCCUGUGGCUCAGUAGUGACACUGGGUCUGCUCCGCGUUACCGUAGAGGAGUGACUAACUGGACCGCUGGACAUCAUGGGCAUCAAGUUCUUGGAGGUGAUAAAGCCAUUCUGUGCAGUGCUGCCAGAGAUCCAGAAACCUGAAAGAAAGAUCCAGUUCAGGGAAAAAGUGCUGUGGACGGCCAUCACGCUCUUCAUCUUUCUGGUUUGUUGCCAGAUCCCCCUCUUUGGCAUCAUGUCUUCCGACUCAGCAGAUCCAUUUUACUGGAUGAGAGUAAUUAUGGCUUCAAACAGAGGUACACUGAUGGAGCUGGGUAUCUCGCCUAUUAUCACCUCAGGCCUGAUAAUGCAGCUGCUGGCUGGAGCUAAGAUCAUCGAAGUUGGCGACACACCAAAGGACAGAGCCCUCUUUAAUGGAGCUCAGAAAUUGUUUGGAAUGAUCAUCACCAUUGGUCAGGCCAUCGUAUAUGUGAUGACUGGCAUGUAUGGGGAUCCGUCAGAGAUGGGUGCUGGAAUCUGUCUGCUCAUCAUCAUUCAGCUCUUUGUGGCUGGGCUAAUUGUGUUGCUGUUGGACGAGUUGCUGCAGAAGGGCUAUGGUCUCGGUUCAGGGAUUUCGCUUUUUAUUGCUACCAACAUCUGUGAGACGAUCGUCUGGAAAGCCUUUAGCCCCACAACUGUGAACACCGGAAGAGGCACAGAGUUUGAGGGAGCAAUCAUUGCUCUUUUUCACCUGUUGGCCACACGCACAGACAAAAUCCGUGCUCUGAGAGAAGCCUUCUACAGGCAGAACCUACCCAACCUCAUGAAUCUCAUUGCCACAGUAUUCGUCUUUGCUGUAGUGAUAUACUUUCAGGGGUUCAGAGUGGAUCUGCCCAUCAAGUCAGCUCGUUAUCGGGGCCAGUACAACACCUACCCAAUAAAGCUGUUCUACACCUCUAACAUUCCCAUCAUCCUUCAGUCUGCGUUGGUCUCCAACUUGUAUGUUAUCUCCCAGAUGCUUUCUACACGCUUCAGUGGCAAUUUCCUCGUUAAUCUGCUUGGAACUUGGUCUGACACAUCAUCUGGCGGUCCAGCCCGUGCCUACCCAGUCGGUGGACUCUGUUACUACUUCUCCCCACCAGAGUCAUUUGGUUCCAUUCUAGAUGACCCAGUCCACGCAGUCAUCUACAUCAUCUUCAUGCUUGGAUCAUGUGCCUUUUUCUCUAAAACCUGGAUCGAAGUCUCCGGCUCCUCUGCUAAAGAUGUGGCGAAACAGCUGAAAGAGCAGCAGAUGGUAAUGAGGGGACACAGAGAAACCUCAAUGGUCCAUGAGCUGAACAGGUACAUCCCUACAGCUGCUGCCUUUGGUGGACUCUGUAUCGGUGGUUUGUCAGUAAUGGCUGACUUCCUUGGAGCAAUCGGCUCUGGCACUGGUAUCUUGCUCGCCGUCACUAUCAUCUAUCAGUACUUUGAGAUAUUUGUGAAGGAACAGAGCGAAGUAGGCAGCAUGGGAGCCCUCCUCUUUUAGAGACAUCAGUGUUUCCCACCUACAAGAUUUUAUUAGGACCACCAAUGUCUUGUGUAUUUUACAUUCAAGUGAAGCCAUGGCAUCAUCACCUCUGCAGAUCCAGAAUGUUUGAGGAAUCUUCUCAAGACUCAAAUGGGACAUUGGAAGAUUUGUGGAGGGAGCAACAAGCUGUGUAGCCCUGCCACCUCACAAAAAAACACAGUCAGACAUUUCAGUUGUUUUUUCUUACUGGACCCAAGAUCAGAUCAAAGAAUCCUUUAAACGCCUCAUUUUUGUAGUGAAUGAAAUCACGCAGGAACUUUGUCGUUUUUUACAAACUGAAGAGAUCGCCUCAGUGCGCACGCAUACUCCACUUGGAAAUGAUGGUCUGCUGCCUCUUAUGUGUAAACAAGCACUCGAUUGUCUGCUUGGUGUUAUUUAGUUUAUAAUCUUGCUUUAACUUUAUUUUUCUGUCAGUCUGCCUAUCAGGAGAAGCUGUGGACCACAAAAUGAAUGCUCAGACUCUGAGUCAAGUACUGUAUAUUGUUUUUCCUUUUUUGACCCUGAGUUCUAGCGUUUUUAUUAACAGGGUUUUGUAAGAAGAGGAUGUGGAGCUCACAUUGGGUUCUGCCUGUCAAGCUACAGUCACCUGAUGUCUGCUUCAAAAAUGGGUCUCACUGUUUUAAUGUAUGGCAUCCCAGGAAGCUGCAGUAUUACUUGUGUGUCGCAUUCAUUUUUGUUACCCACUUGCUACGUUUUAUUUUAAGUGUCUACUCUAAAUGCCUUCAGACUCUUCAUAUUGUUUUCUGUACAUAGACUACAAAUGAAAUAUCCGUGUAACAUAAAAUAUUUUGAAUUUGUAAAAAUAAAUACAUUUCAUAUCAAGCUUAUUAAAAAAACACAUUUUCAAUCAAA